UCCAACGUGAGCACAUCUCUGGGGCCCAGGAGAUGGAGGACGUCUCCAGGGCCCCGAGCUGGCAGGUGAGGGCAGGCGAGCACUUUGCUAAACACACCCUUCGCCCCUCCCCGACCCGACUCCCCAUAUCUGGGGCCCCGGUCGGUCUGCCCACUUGCUGUCCCUGCUGGAAGCUGCUACCCGCCAUGCCAGGCCUGGCUCCCCGGGGCCUCGCGGCUGUCCUGGGCGUCAGGGCAGGGGCCCCGCUUUGCCUGUCCCGGCAGCUCAGCCGGCAAGGGGACUACGUGCUGGGGGUCGUCCCUCCCUGGGCUCAGCUGAGGAUGCUCUCGUCCCCUGGGCUGCUCUGGGCGCUGGCCACGAUGAUGGCCGCGGAGGAGAUCAACAAGCUCUUCGACACGUGCCGGGAGCCCGUGGUCGCCGUGAAGCCCAGCUUGGUGUCCACGGCCAAGGCCGGCAGCCGCAGCGUCGCCGCCUACCGCGAUUAUACGCAGUACCAGCCCCACGUGCUGGCCGUCAUCGGGCCCCACUCGUCCGAGCUCGCCCUGGUCGCCGGCAAGUUCUUCAGCUUCUUUCUCAUGUCCCACGUCAGCUACGGCGCCAGCACGGACAGGCCGAGCAGCCGCGAGACGUUCCCGUCCUUCCGCACGGUGCCCAGCGGCGGCGUGCAGGUGGCGGCCGUGGUGGAGCAGCUGCGGGAGCUGCACUGGAACUGGGUGGCCGCCGUGGGCGGCGACGAUGAGUACAGCCGGCAGGGCCUGAGCCUCUUCUCCGGCCUGGCCGACGCCAAGGGCACCUGCAUCGCACACGAGGACCGGGUGCCGCUGCCCCGAGCCGGCAGCCCGCGGCGGGGCUCCGUGCAGGGCCUGCUGCGCCGGGUGAACCGGAGCAGCGCGCCGGUGGAGGUGUCCUCCUCCGCCUGCGCUGCCCGCACCGUGUUCAGCUACAGCAUCCAGUACAGGCUCUCGCCCAAGGUGUGGGUGGCCAGCGAGGCCUGGCUGCCCUCAAACCUGGUCAUGACGCUGCCCGGCACGGACCGGGUGGGCACCGUGCUCGGCGUCCAGUGUCAGGGCGCCCAGAUGCCCGAGUUCCCGUCCUACGUGCGGACGCGCCUGGCCCUAGCCGCCGACCCCGCCUACUGCGCCUCGCUGGACGCGGGCUGCCCCCAGUGUGACCGCAUCACCCUGGAGAACGUGCCCGACGGGCUGCUGCACCGCCAGACCUUCGCGGCCUUCGCAGCCGUGUACGGCGUGGCCCAGGCGCUCCACAACACGCUGCUCUGCGACACCUCGGGCUGCCCUGCGCCGGAGCCCAUGCGGCCCUGGCAGCUCCUGGAGAACACGCACGACCUGAACCUGCGGUUCGAUGCCAGCGGGAACGUGGACGUGGAUCGUGGCAUGAAGCUGUGUGUACGGCGGGACCGGGCGCCACCGCGCACCAUGGGCACCUUCAACGGCAGCCUGCAGCUCUGGCACUCCCAGAUGAGCUGGCACACGCGGGGAAACCAGCCCCGGGGCCCGUGCCGGGAGCCUGUGCCCCAGGGCUCGUGGCAGUGCAAGGAGGACCAGGUGCGCCAUGUGCAGGGCUUCCACUCCUGCUGUUACGACGGCGCCGACUGCAAGGCUGGCAGCUACCAGCGCCACCCAGGUGACGCCCUCUGCAGCAAGUGUGACCAGGACCACGGGUCCCCGGACUGGAGCACCGACGCCUCCCCCGCCAGCCCGAGUCCCUGGGGUGCUUCUACUCUGGGCCCAGCUCUGGGCCCGGCGCUGGCAGCCCUGGGACUCUUCGUCUGGCGCCGGCACAGCCUGGUUCGGGCUUCGGGGGGGCCACAGGCCUUCUGCCUGGGCCUCGUCUGCCUCAGCGUCCUCCUGUUUCCCGGCCGGCCCAGCCCUGCCAGCUGCCUGGCCCAGCUGCCGCUGCACCACCUCCCGCCCACCGGCUGCCGGAGCACACCCUUCCUGCAGGCGGCUGAGAUCUUCGUGCGGUCAGAGUUGCCGCCGAGCUGGGCCGACCGGCUCUGUAGCCGCCCGUGGGGUGCUGGCUGGUACUUCCCGCCGGAGGUGACGACAGGCUGGCAAGUGCCGCCCACGGAGGCGCUAGUGCACUGCCAUGUGCGCUCCUGGGUCAGCUUCGGCCUGGUGCAUACCACCAAUGCCACGCUGGCUUUCCUCUGCUUCCUGGGCACUUUCUCGGUGAGCCGGCCCGGGGGCUACAACGGCGCCCGCGGCCUGACCUUUGCCACGCUGGCCUACUUCAUCACCUGGGUCUCCCUCGUCCCCCUCUUUGCCUACGUGCACGUGGUCUCGCAGCCCGCCGUGCCGAUGGACGCCAUCCUCUUCUGUGUGCUGGGCAUUCUGGGCACCUCCCACCUGCUUAAGUGCUACCUGCUGCUGUGGCGGCCGGACCUCAACACCCGAGUUCUUCCUGGGAGGGGGUCCUGGCGAUGCCAGAAGGCGAGGCAGCAGUGGGGGCGGGGAGGAGACUCAGGGAAAAAACAAGCGACCCCUGACCCAGUGACCUCACCCCAGUGAACUCAUACCUAGUCAAGGUGCCCCCAGACCAAGUCCCUAUGCAGCAAGCUGCAGACUGUGCCCCAACUCCGCUGCGACUCCCCAAUCCUACAUUCUGCUGACCUUGACCCCACAGUGACCUCCAGAGUGCAUAAGGGGCCUCAGCCCCGUGGGAUCUCAACCCCUGGGGCCCGAGAGUCAGGCUCUGUCCCUGCCCCAGCCAAGCCCUGGCCUGCACAGGUGACCCAGCGCCACUGUUCCAGACAGAGGCCCAUGGAGGCUUCCUCGGGGCCCCCCGUAGCCCAGGCUGAGCGCUCAGGAAAGCCCCCAGCCAAACCAUGUGAAGGCAAAGCUGGGUACCACUUGCCUGGCUGGGCCCAGCCUGGGGCCCCCACCCAGCAUCCUGUCCAAGCAUCGUAGGAGUGGGAGGUUGGUGGGUGGGGUGGGGCUUUCUCAACCCCUCUGCAGGGGUGUGUGCCUGACUGUGGGCCCCAGUGCAGGGCAGAGACCCGCUCAGGAAGGAGGGGGCACCCAGCUUCCUUCUCUCUCCCUGGCCAGUGAGCCAGUAGAAUGUGGUCAGUCCCCUCCAGCACCGCGGACAGAGCCCGGCCAGGGUGGGGGGUCAGCACCAAGGCCAGCACCCGCCGCAAGGAGGACCCCCGCCAGAGCCAGGAGCCAGCACCACGGACAGAAGACCGCCCGCCGGGACUGCUGCGGCCAGGGCCUUGUCGCUGAGCUAGCGCCCAGAGGACAGCACCUAGCCAGUCCUGGGUCAGCUCUCGGCCAGACCCUGGGGAAGCUGACCCGGCCCCUGCACCCCAAUCUCCUAAAGUGGGAAAAAAGAGACACAGGUCACACG
Messenger RNA from Physeter macrocephalus (sperm whale), 3369 nucleotides. RefSeq names its product taste 1 receptor member 3 (gene TAS1R3). NCBI's taxonomy places the organism in Eukaryota, Metazoa, Chordata, Mammalia, Artiodactyla, Physeteridae. Gene Ontology annotation, biological process: G protein-coupled receptor signaling pathway; sensory perception of sweet taste; sensory perception of umami taste. Gene Ontology annotation, cellular component: plasma membrane. The record is from RefSeq and is a predicted model, not a curated record. Gene Ontology annotation, molecular function: G protein-coupled receptor activity; sweet taste receptor activity.